Molecule: messenger RNA, 999 nt
Organism: Parnassius apollo (apollo)
Lineage: Eukaryota; Metazoa; Arthropoda; Insecta; Lepidoptera; Papilionidae
Source: the annotation of a GenBank genome assembly
AUGGAAUCAAAUAGAACGCGCAAAGGGCCGCUGCCUGGAGGUCGCCAGGGCGCGUCUGGAGCUGGUGCUGGACGCGACAGCAUGCGAACCGCCAGCCGAGCGCGAGGUGCUGCACGACCACCCAGCAGGUCCUCGCAUCCAUCAUCCCCACCAGCUGGCUUGGUGUCGGCAGGGUCUUCGCGGGCUCAGCAAUCGGCACCCGCCACUGGUGGAGUACGCCGCAUGCGUUGGACAACCCAGAUGAACAACAACGCAUUGCGGGCGUUUUUUAGGGCAAAAGGGGGAGAAACUGGAGGUUUUGCGUAUCGGGCAAGGAUGCAUCGACUUUUUGCUGAGCUGGAGCCAUCUGUAACCGUCACCGAGCAAAACCUGGCAGACCGAGUUCGGUAUAUCUUGCGCUCAAAUACAUUUGAUGUCACCGAACUCGAACGGCUACGACGUGAGGCUGUUCCUUCAUCGGGUGAAAAUGCUGCGGCUGAGGAUGCGGCGCCACAACUUGCUGAGCAAACGGCAAAUGUGGAUGCCGCCGUGAAUACGCCAGUUGUGGUUGAUUCAAACGAUGAUGGAACAGUCGCCCAGGAACUGGAACUAGAGCAAAUGAGGAGUACAUUGGAAGAGGCGAUUGUGGAAACGCGCAGUACGACUCUCGAAAAUCGACCGCGACUUCCCCGCUUAGCCCUAAGCAAGCGGAAUCGGGCUGUCGUGAGGGCUCUGAACCCAAUGCUGGUUACCUAUUUGGAAGCCAGCCGGGACCUUUGCGAGACGGACUCAAUUCUUUUUGGCGCCGCACUGGCAGUCUGCCGUAUUAUAGGUGCCAAACUUUCCACGGCUGGACGCGCUACUGGACAAAGUAGUGCUAUCCCAGCCUGGAGAAUAAGAAUUGAAGAACGUAUCGCAAAGGCUAGGGCCCUAAUCGGCAGACUGAUAUGCUUCAGGUCAGGCAAUACCAGACCAAGGAUUGUGCGCAGCUUCAGGAUGGCGUUUGCUGGGACAAACUAA